AUGAGCGCGGAAGCAGCUGGCAAGGCCAAGUACUUUUCAAAGGCCGACACGGACGCAAGCGGCAAGCGGCAGCGGCUGCUCAAGGGAGUGGAGGGUUCGACGGUGGUUGUUUCUCCUGGAACCUUUGUGCCUUCGGAUCAUUUCUACGAGCGGACGCUCAAUGCCGUCCCACAUCCGCUGGUCUCGUACUUUUUCAACAUGACAAAGGAGCAGAUUGCUGCUCGCUACUCGCACCUCCAUCCCGAGGUUGAUGAGGAUGCGCUCAAGCAGGUGCUCAACUACGAGCCGCAGCUCCUGCCGUGGGCGGGGACGGAUCUGUUCAACGUGACCAACGCCGAGGGUGUUCGGCGGAUGUGCGUGGUGGAGACCAACUCGAGCCCGUCGGGGCAAAAGUCGAUGCCGCCGCUCAACGACUCGAUCGAGCACGGGGCGUACGCGACGCACAUGCAGACGGCGUUCAAAACGGCCGAAGCCGGGUCGUCCGAGCGGGUGCCCGGCGGCCGGCUGGCGGUCCUGUUUGACAAGAACUACAUGGAGGCGUCGGGCUAUGCCAAGACGAUGGCCGACGUCUUUGACGAGGAGGUCUUCCUUGUCGAGUACCACUACAACGACGACGAGCCCGCGGUCAAGUUUGAGGACUCGGUCAUGUAUGUGCUCUCGCCCGAGGGCGAGUGGGUGGCAAUCCGGGCGUGCAUGCGGUACGUGACUCAGAAGCCAUGGUGCGCGCUGCCGGUGACUCCGAUCAAGACGGUGAUCAUGAACUCUGUGGCGGCGUGCCUCGCAGGAGGGCGCAACAAGCUUGUGGCGUCCAAGGCGUACAAGCUCCUCUCUGCGCAGCUUUCGGACUCUGGUCUCCGGAUUCUGGCGCCGUACACGGUCAACGAUGUGCAGCUUGCGUCGGUCCCGCUGUACGUGGCAUCGCUCGGCGGAGUGGCGGUGGUCAAGUCGCCGUAUGGCAACGCCGGAGCCGGGGUGUGGUGCAUCACUUCGCCGCGCGAGCUCGCGGAGUUUAUGGAGGAUGCCAAGAGCCUUCCGUACGACGUGUUCAUUGUGCAGGGCCUGGUGGGCGGGGCUAACUGGUCGUCGCACACACCGGGCGCCGGGCGGCUGUACCACGUGGGCAUGAUGCCGACGAAGAAGGGCAAGACGUUUGUGGCGGACCUGCGGUUCAUGGUGGGCAACGUGCCCGGCCGUGGGCUUGCGCCGCUGGCCAUGUACGCGCGGCGUGCGCGCGAGCCGCUGCCGCGUGCCAUCGACGACGGGCUCGACUCCUGGGCGUGCCUCGGGACGAACCUCUCUACCUCGCUCUCUUCGACCGACUCGUCGCGCCUCAUCCUUUGCGACCGGCGGCAGUUUGCGCAGCUUGGCAUCGGGCUUGACGACCUCAUUGCCGGCUUCGUGCAGUCGGUCAUGGCUGUCAUGGCCAUCGACGUCAUGGCGCUCCGGGUCACCGGCGCCAAGGAGUCGACUGACUCGUCGAUGGAGACACCUGCCGCCGAGCUUGAGGAGCUGCGCAAGUCGGACGACGAGCGCGGCUUUGACGUCGACCUCUUCUACUCGCUCUGCGCCGAUGCUCCGCUGUUGGAGGAGAUCUGCGUCGGCAUCGAGAGGGUCGACCCCGAGUUUGCCGCCGACAUCCGCGCCCGCUACAACCUCGAAACCAUCGUCGACCACGACCCGAUGACCAGCGCGACGCCAACAGCUCCAGACGCGACCGAGUAA
Molecule: messenger RNA, 1722 nt
Organism: Thecamonas trahens ATCC 50062
Lineage: Eukaryota; Apusomonadida; Apusomonadidae
Exons: 1
Coding region: 1-1722 (573 amino acids)
Source: RefSeq, a predicted model, not a curated record